AAUUUGCUUUCCUUUCUCGGAGAGAAAAACUGCCACAGACUCCAAAAUCAAAGGCAGCGGGAGAGAGAGAGAGAGCGCGCAAUCAACGUCGCCAUUUCUCCUGCAGUUCACGAAAUUCGAAUAUUUUUGUGUUCUUCAGAGAAUUCCAGAUCAGGAGAAAACCAGUGGUUUUGAUAGUGGAGAGGUGGUGAGGGGGGAUGGUUGAGGAGCGGGAAAGUGCGGUGGUUGAGAGCGGCGAGCAGAGGGAUUCCGGCGUCGCGACGGCGGACGCCGGCAGAGAUGGGAAGAAGAAGAAACAUAAGGGGUGGUUUUCUCGCCUUUGGGACGGGGUUUUUAGGAUUCGAGGCGAUGAUUUCGAGAAGAGACUUCAAUAUAUCUCCAAGGAAGAAGCAGCGGUUCUGUCUAGGAUGAAGCGCCGAUCGCAAACAUGGAGAAAGCUCAGUAGAAAUCUCAUAGUCUUCUCCAUUUUCUUUGAGGUUAUUGCAGUGGGUUAUGCAACCAUGACAACAAGAAUGGCGGCCAUGGAUUGGAAAAUGAGGACAUUUCGGAUCUUGCCCAUGUUUCUUUUACCUGCUCUGUCUUCUCUUGCAUAUUCCACAAUCGUCCGCUUCUCAAGGAUGUGUGACCACAGAGAUCAAAAGACAUUGGAAAAGCUUCGGGCAGAAAGACAGGCCAAAAUUGACGAGCUUAAAGAGAAGACCAAUUACUACACCACACAACAACUUAUUCAGAGAUAUGAUACUGAUCCAGCUGCAAAGGCGGCGGCUGCAACUAUCCUGGCGUCAAAGUUAGGCGCAGAUUCAGGCUUGAAAGUAUUAGUAGGAGAUGAAUCCCGACUUGAUCCGUCCGUAGGCAAGAGCCAUGACAUGGAGGUGAUGCAAUCACAAGGGCUCAGACAUCGGAAACAACCUAAUACUAACACAAGACCCAACAGUGCCAGGACCACUCCUCCAGCUCAUCAUUCUGAUGACGAGUCUCGGCAUUCUGGCUUAAGCGAGACAGAACACAACCAGCACAUGGUGGUUGAACACUACAGUCCUCAGGGAUACGCUGCUCAUGACGGCGGUUGGAUCUCGCGGAUCGCGGCUCUUCUCGUGGGCGAGGAUCCCACCCAAUCAUAUGCUCUCAUCUGUGGCAACUGUCAUAUGCAUAACGGACUUGCCCGGAAAGAGGACUUUCCGUACACAACAUACUACUGUCCUCACUGUAAUGCCCUUAACCAGCCGAAACCUAUGGAGGAGAAUGCUUUGUUGAGAACGGCGGAAAGUGAAGUGAUCAACGAUAGAAGCGGCUCUCCAAGCGAAGGCCGAAGCAGCCCCCCGGUGGAGGUGAACAUUCCAGAGAUCAAGGAAGAAGCUGAAACUCUGAGCUGAUGACGCUCGGGUUUGGUUCAAUAUUCUAGAGUCAUUUUUAGGCUUAUAUGAGGUCUCCUAAAACUCGGUACGGAUAACGAAUUCACGGGUUAUUACGGACUUGAGUCACGAUGUGUCAAAAUGGUCGUACUAGUCACAAUGGUCACACUUGAAGGGUGUAACAUGUUUGACUAGUCUAAGCAAACUGGUAAAACUGGUCACACCAGUCAAGUGGUCAUACUAGUAAAGUUGUCACACGAUCACACUAGUCAAACUGAUCACGAAGUAAGGUGGUCAUACUAGUCACACUAGUUGCACUUGAAUGGUGUGACGAGUUUGACGAGUCUGAUAAAAAUGGUUAAACUGAUCACAUUAGUGAAACAAAACUGAAAAAUAUAUGUUAAUUUUCUUUU
Messenger RNA from Tarenaya hassleriana, 1765 nucleotides. RefSeq lists its product as uncharacterized. Gene Ontology annotation, cellular component: endoplasmic reticulum tubular network. The record is from RefSeq and is a predicted model, not a curated record. Gene Ontology annotation, biological process: endoplasmic reticulum tubular network organization. NCBI's taxonomy places the organism in Eukaryota, Viridiplantae, Streptophyta, Magnoliopsida, Brassicales, Cleomaceae. Bases 198 to 1373 code for a protein of 391 amino acids. The transcript has 6 exons.